Fusarium oxysporum Fo47 is the source of this 1195-nucleotide messenger RNA. RefSeq lists its product as uncharacterized. Lineage: Eukaryota; Fungi; Ascomycota; Sordariomycetes; Hypocreales; Nectriaceae. Bases 171 to 893 code for a protein of 240 amino acids. The record is from RefSeq and is a predicted model, not a curated record. The transcript has a single exon.
AAUCGAUUUGCACAUCGCGCUUCAUCAUGCUUAAUUCCAACUUCCCCGACGCACCCCCUCGCAACUAGGCAAUGAAUGAACGGCACUGAGGCACCCACUGUAAUUCUCAUCUUCGAAGAAAACAUCAUAUCCCAUCUCAACAUGAUAGUAUCCCGUCCAGAUCCUCCAUCAUGACAACGGCACAAGUCUUGCCAGGAAUCAAACUCCUGCGAUCGAUACCCUCCCCCAACUACCGACUUUACUCAUCAACCACACAAAUAUUGCGCCAACAUACAAAAGACCAACCUCAAGAAAAUCCCAACAGACCAAGACAAUCACCGAAUCGAAAAGGAACAAAAGGACGGCCUAAAUCACUCCGGAUCUUCAUCCCACCAUCAAACGACCAUGUAUUACCAUCUGGAAAACUGCUCACUACACCAGAAGUCUGGUCAUUUCUUCAAGAAACAGGCAUCGAGUACGACAACUCUAAGGCUACACGUCUGUAUCUGGGGCCUGACGAGCAAAAAGUGAAGGCACUGUUCAACUGCGUUAUUCAAUACUCGCCUCGAUAUAUACUACACCCUUUCCAUCUGCAACAUUUAAGGCCUGGAAUAGCCCCGAUGUUGCCCGUGAUCAUGAGCAAUUACCGACGAAAGUUGGAAGAGGAGCCUCUCUGGACAUACACAAUAUGUAGGGGAGGAAGCAGUAACGUGGUGCGACACCUGAUGGUCAAAAGGUUGACAGGCGCAUUCUGGACAGCCAUGAAAGAUCUCGGAUAUUCAAUGAAUGGCCCACGAGGAACGCUUAUAGUGACGAUCCGCGAUCCUUUGAAAGUCGCCCAAGCCCCAGCUCACAUUUUUGGCGAGGCAGUUGCGAAGCAACUGAAGCAAACCUGGGAAAGAAUACAGGCUUGAAAAAGAGACAUGAGUAGCUGGGCAUACUUGAGAGCCAAGACUGGAUAUAUCGGCUCUAGGUUGCAUUCUACGAAAAAUUGGUGUUUUAGAAAUUGGUGGCAUCCUUAGAAGGGAUAUGAGGGAGUAUCAUUAAGGUCUUGAUUAUGGAAUUUUACGGAAUCCUUUGUCUGAUUUGGAGCCAACGCAGUGGUAGACCUGAGAGAUGGAUCAGAUUAUUCACAUUUGCGUGGGUUAGUAACUCAUGUGUGUACUUGACGCUUUGAUACCAAUGUUUUCGCCAAUAAACUGUAUAUUAAUACACC